GUAUGUUUGUCAGGUGGCAGUAUUGCCUCAAGAAUUCAUAACGGUUAGAAACCGUGCAGUUUUAGUGUUGAAGUGUAUUCUUGGACAGUGGUAGUGAAACUAUGCAGUUUUAGUUUUUCAGCAAAUACCAACAAGAGUGGUGUUUCAUUAAUCUAAACCACGCAUUUCUACUUUGGAAUGGCAUCAGGUGUGAUAAGUGGCCCUAAUGCAAAUGGUCUAACAGUUACAGGUGAUACAAGGCAUAAUAUUAAUACCAAUAGUAAUAGUGCUAAUCAAUUACGUGACUGUGUUUGUUUAAUUUUACGAUGGUUAAUUGAAGACAAAUUUGCACUUAUUCAGGAUGAAGGUGGGCGAGGCUAUUGGUUUCCUUACAAAAUUAUCUUGACCAACCAAAGUUGGUAUGAAGGUGUAUCAGAAGUUAAAGAACAGUUUAUGAACUUUGAAAUAUCUUGGAAAUUGGUCCACAUGAUUCGUCAAAAAAUAAAACCUAUCAGUUGUUACAACACUCUAGCCAUCUUUUAUGCAGAAGUGGACUUCAGUCUUUUGAAAUUAAACUUGGAAGUGGAGAACACAAAACUGAAAUGGUGUUCACUGACUGACAUGGAGAAGCUUUUACAUGAAGAGCCAGGUUUACUUGGAUUGGAACCAUUAGAGUUUGCGAAUGAGAUUAUAAACAACAGCGAUUGGCAGUCAUCAUUUGCAUUGAAAGAAGUUUCUUUUGAAGAUGUCCUUCUUAAUAAUCUUUGCACCAAAUCACCAGAUGUUAGACCUCAUUAUAAACUUCUCUUAGAAUCUGCAAAAUUCAGUGAAAAAGAUGAACAACAAAUAUAUGCCGAUUAUAUGAGUUUCUGUUAUCCUAGUCAGUUUAUGAACAGAACUGUUUUUCAACAAUACCUUAAAUGCCUUGGAUGGACAGAUUCCACUUUAACUGGGCAAAUUUUUCAUGCACUGGAUUCACUCAGCCGUGGGAUUCUCACCUAUAAAGAUGUAGUAUUGGGCCUUGCAGCCAUGGAACCAUGCACACAGCAUGGUGGUCCUCCUGCUGAAGUAAGGUGUCGUUACAUAUUUCGCUUUUAUGAUGCUAACAAUGAUGGAAGAAUGGAAUAUUCUGAAUUCAAGUAGGUAUAGACAUGUGAUAUUUUAUUUAUCAUAAUUUCAUUACACUUUUUAAAUAAAAAGAGUAUUUUAAGGACACAAACAUAUUCUGUCAUCUGUUAUCAAGUAUUACCUUUAUGGAUAACUCAGUAAAGGAGAUUGGGAUACUGAACUUCUUAGCCUUAGGAAACUGGAACAAAGAAAAUUAAUUGUGU
Limulus polyphemus (Atlantic horseshoe crab) is the source of this 1310-nucleotide messenger RNA. RefSeq lists its product as uncharacterized. The transcript has 5 exons. The coding region runs from base 178 to 1122 and encodes 314 amino acids. Gene Ontology annotation, molecular function: calcium ion binding. NCBI's taxonomy places the organism in Eukaryota, Metazoa, Arthropoda, Merostomata, Xiphosura, Limulidae. The record is from RefSeq and is a predicted model, not a curated record.